AUGGCAAAUGCAAACCAAGGACCGCGCAUUAUUCUUGGGCUAGACUACGGUACUACGUACACAGCAUUGGCAUACGUAAAUACCAACGGCAUCACCCCGGCCUCCCCUCGCGACAUCAUCGUUUACAAGAGCUGGCCAGGAGGAGAAACACAGAAGGUCCCGUCGACCAUCUCGUACGCGGAGUGCUCCUGUGGCAAACGAUGUAAGCAAUGGGGACACAACAUCGACGACAAUUCUCUUCGUAUGCAAUGGACUAAACUCGAGCUGGAACCGCGCUCAAUAAGGAGCGAGCUUGAGGUCCUUCGCGAUUUGACCAAAGGGCUCGAUCUUCCCACCACGCUUCAUAACAAUCAGGGGGCAUUCGUGCCGCGGCAUCUGGCAAAAGAUGCAGAGGAUGUAGUGAGGGACUACCUCUACAAAAUAGCAAGACUGUGGUACCUAGAUAUCAAGGCUACGAGUACGUUUGCUUUGGACCGUAUUCCGGUGGACAUGGUGGUCACGCAUCCCGUCGGCUGGUCCUACGAGGCUAUGAAUAAAACGUUUCGUGCUAUAACUGGCGCCUUUCAGAAAGGAAUGUUCAAAACUCUACGGGACAUCUACUUUUCCACGGAACCGGAAGCGUGUGCUCUUAAUACAAUUCAAGAGCUUCUAGCGGCGGAUCACCAUUGUCUAGUCGAAGAUCUGGCAUCAUACAAAGUCGAGCAGCUGCACCCCCUGAAGCUGAAGGCCUGCGGAGGAAUCUCCGGUACGAAAUGCGGUGCGACUCAAGUCGAUCGCGCUUUUCUCAAGUGGGUACAACAAAGACUUCAGAACAGGAUUUCAGAAAGGGAUGUGACUUUGCCGGGCCCGCUUGUUCUCAAUCCCUUGGGAAUACUCCUCCUGCGGCGAUUCGAAGAUAUCAAGCGUCAAUUCGACGGCAGAAAAACCACGGACAUCAACCUCCCGAGAAACCUUCCCGGAGGCGGUACGGUCAAGGUCAAAGAACAGGUACAGACCGGAAUUCAGGACGGAACGAUCUUGCUCACAGUGGAUGAUCUCAAAGAUUUUUUUGAACCAAGCGUCGAAGGGACAGUGAAGCUGAUCAAACAACAAGUUAUAAAGAUACAGCAUCCUGCAGAUGGAAGCAUGCCUGAUCAGGUUACUAACAUAUUCCUUGCAGGAGGAUUCGCAGAGAGCCCAUACCUCUUUGAUGAAGUCGAGCGAAGAUAUGCCAGCAAAGUCGAUAUCAAGGUGUUCAGGGCUGAGGACUGUUGGAGCGGCGUAGUAAAAGGUGCUGUACUGCGUGCUGGGGAUCUCGGCAUGCGAGUAGACGUCAAGGGCACACGAUGUCCUCGACACUACGGUAUCUGCAUUUCGCGGAAACGAGAUGACCAGUUGGAUCGCAUUACGUGGGUCGUCCGUCAAGGUGACUUGAUUACCUCGGAUAGCGGUAUCAAGGCUACUCUGGUCGGCCAAUGCAGAAUUUCGAGCCUCGAUCUCUUCCAUUCAAGGCUCGCCCGUGUGGUGUUCGUAGCUACAGAUAUGGCGAACCCUCCCGCGACUCUAUCGAGAAUUGAUCAAAAAAACAACGAGGUUCACUAUAUGAACGUCGACGAUAUACCACCAGUGUCGCCUCAGCAACGGUCCUUAGACGUCGAGAUCCGGGUACUGCAAGAUGUGAAACCUUCUGGGGUAAAACCUGAGAGACGAAAGUCGUACGGCUUUGCGCUCAUCUUUGCAAUGACCACUCUGAUACAGGAUGCGUGA
This is a messenger RNA of Mytilinidion resinicola, 1746 nucleotides long. RefSeq lists its product as uncharacterized. The transcript is spliced from 10 exons. Bases 1 to 1746 code for a protein of 581 amino acids. The record is from RefSeq and is a predicted model, not a curated record. Lineage: Eukaryota; Fungi; Ascomycota; Dothideomycetes; Mytilinidiales; Mytilinidiaceae.